AUGGUUUAUCGACUCCCACCUGAAGUUCUACAAAAAAUAUUUUGCAAUAUUAAUGAUUGCGAUCUAUAUCCAUGUGUGUUACUGGUAAAUCGUCAAUGGUGUGCUAAUGCGGUUUCUUUAAUUUGGAGAGAAACUCUCAAUAAACCUAUGGGAAUACCAUCAUAUUAUAAAUUAAUUCAGAUCUAUGUUGCAUGUAUGCCUGAUGGAUCAAAAACUUUACUUAAAAAUGCAGGAAUAGGACCAACUACUUCACUAUCAAAUACAGUUACUUUAUUUAAUUAUGCAUCUUUCUUAAGAAAAAUUGAAUUAACAUCUAUAUAUGAAGCGGCUACUCUUUGGGUAUCUGCUAAUUCUGAAAUUCAAAAAUAUGAACAAAUGCAAGAAUUAUUUUAUCGAGAAUUAUUGAAACUUUUUGUUUCUCUAUGUCCUAGUUUGAGAUAUAGUAUAAUAAUUCGAAACGUUAUUUGGAAAGGUGAACUUCAAUAUCUACGUAAUAUUUCGGAUAUAAUUCCAACAUCUUCACAUCUCGAUAAAUUAGGUUGUUAUACAUCUUGUCCAUCAGAUAUUUUCGAAUAUCUCGGUUCAACAUUUUCCUCACUUGAUCAAUUAGAUAUAGAUUGCCGAUAUGAUGAUAAUGAUGGAUUGGCAUCUUUUAUUGAUAAAGUUGAUUCUUUACAAUCAUUAACAAUAAAGAGAACAGAUAAUUGUAUUCCGAAAGUUAUAAAAGCACUUCGAGAUAAAGUUAAAUCACUUUCUUGUUUGCACAUAAUGAAUGGAGGUUUAUUUCCAUUAGAUAUGUUUUCACAUUGUCAAAAUUUGAAAUCAUUAAAAAUAACGGAAGAACCUGAUAGAAUUUGGAGAGAUUUACGUAGAGAAUUUGAGGAAUUUGAAGAAAAUUUUUUAGAACCAUUUAUAAAAUCUUCAGCAUUUAAACAACUUACCUUUAUUCAAAUUGAAAUUGACGAUACUAUUAAUAUUUUUCAACUUGCUACUAUUAUUCGUAAUACUAAUGGACGACUUUUAGAAUUAUUAUUGAAAUGGGUUUAUGAGGAUGACAUAGAUAAUGAAAAUUUAUUAUAUUUAGCAAUAAUAGAAAAUUGUCCGCGUUUAGUAAAGCUUAAAAUUCCAACAACAAGUGAAACAAUUAGACAUUUACCUUCAAUUUUUCGAUCAUGUACACAGUUAGAAAAAGUGGAUGUGUUAGGUUUAGAGUUCAAAAUAGAAAUUAGCGAGUUAAUGGCAUUAUUCGGUCAAACAAUUUCUUCAAAAUUGAAUUCACUUCAUUUUGAUUCUUGUUUUAGAGUGUCAACAGAUUCAUUAAAUGUUUUUCUUGAAUUUUGUUGUCAAAGAUCAAUUUCAUGUUUGGAUCUGGUUUUUCAAAAAGCAGAAGACUGGUUCUCCUGUGAGCAAACAAAUUUAAUUCAUCAUCACAUGAAAUUAGGAACUUUGAACGUAACUUCAAAUAUGUGUUGGCUUAAUGAAAUAGAAUUUCAUGAUAUUUUUGGUGUAUGGCCCUAUUGA
Dentiscutata heterogama is the source of this 1521-nucleotide messenger RNA. NCBI's taxonomy places the organism in Eukaryota, Fungi, Glomeromycota, Glomeromycetes, Diversisporales, Gigasporaceae. The record is from the annotation of a GenBank genome assembly.